AUGGCUGACAGCUCGCCGCCUCCUGCAGCUACCCACAACUCGCCUCGCACAUGGCUCAUCACAGCUGCGUUGUCGCCGCUGGCGGUGCGCCUCAUUCGACAGCUCCUGGCCCACGGUGACUACGUUGUCGCAUGCUUGCCCCCUCAUGAGAUUGAAGACGACGACCGGAGCGCCGAAUUCCGGGACCUCAUCAGCGAAUGUAAGAGCAAUAGAAAGGAUCGCGAUGGUUGGAAGAACCGGAUCCGUUCCAUACGCUGUGACGGCCGCGCCAUCAGUGGCUGUGGUGCAGCUAUCGACGAGGCCGUGCAGGUUUUUGGUCGAAUCGAUAUCUUGCUCUGCUGCAAGUCAGAAGCUGUUAUCGGAACGGUUGAAGAGCUUUCCAACACUCCCGGCACCCAGAACCUGGUCCGCGACCAAUUCGAAACCAUAUUUUUCUCGCAGGUCAACUUCAUCAAGGCGGCGUUGCCAGUUUUUCGAGCGCAGCACACUGGUCACAUCAUAGCCUUGACGAGCAUUGGAGGCCACAUUGGCACCCCUGGCAUGUCUAUAUACACCGCAGCUACGUGGGCAUUGGAAGGCUUUUGCGACUCGCUUGCCUACGAAGUCGCCCCGUUUAACGUCAAGGUGACAAUCGUACAACCCAACAAGGAGAUCCAAUCCCUGACGAAUCGCAUAACGUUUGCACCGCAAAUCGCCGCGUAUGCCCCAAACUAUAACCCGGCACCGAGUGUUCGCGACAUGCUAGUCAAUGUGCUCAACACCAACCCCGACACUGUGAUGCCGCCUACUCUCGAGGUCCCGGACUCACCAACUACGACGGAGGGCGACUUGCAGUCCAUCUCCCUAGAACCAGAUGUUGGUGUCGGCGAGAUUCUGCAUCGCUAUCCGGCACUGCCGCAUGCGGCUUUGGAUAGGCUUGUCGCCGAAACGGUCCACGCCUUGACAGCGAUUGGUGGACAUGAAAAUCCCCCUUCACGACACAUUGUCGGGACAGAAGGCGCUUUUGCUGUGCGGGAGAAGCUCAAGACGGUCGUGGAAGAGAUGGAAGAUUUUGUAGACGCGAGUCUUGCUGUUGAUAUCUUCGACAGCGAGCUCAACAAGGAAGCUCGGGAACGGAAGAUAACGAUUGAAUCGCAAGAUCCGGGGCCCUCAUCUGCGUAA
Cordyceps militaris CM01 is the source of this 1161-nucleotide messenger RNA. RefSeq names its product short chain dehydrogenase/reductase family protein. The transcript is spliced from 2 exons. The record is from RefSeq and is a predicted model, not a curated record. Bases 1 to 1161 code for a protein of 386 amino acids. NCBI's taxonomy places the organism in Eukaryota, Fungi, Ascomycota, Sordariomycetes, Hypocreales, Cordycipitaceae.